GCGAAGGUGCAGCCAACGCAUGCAGUAUCUCAGCCGCAGCUCAAGGGCCUCAUCACAACGGUGAAUGCUACGAGCUACGGCGGCAUCAUAGUCGCCAGUGUGUAUCUUGUCACGUCCAUUGGCAUAUCGGGCGAGAACAUUGAGGUGCUGUGGGCCCUGGCACAGAGAGUGGCAGCAUGGAACUCACGGGGCCUCGACUGGAUCCUAGGUGGCGACUGGAACUCCGACAUCGAUGCGCUCAAUGUUCGCAACUGGGUCGAGACCAUGGCAGCCGUCCACUACGUGCCCGACCAGCACACCUGCAUCACCGACGAGGGCAAGAGCACCAUAGACUAUUUCGUCGUCUGUGCCAAUCUAGCGUCUCGCAUCAAGGGCAAGCCAGAGGUCCAGUAUGACUCCACGGUCGUGCCGCCGCCGCAUUUCCCUGUUGAGCUGCAGCUCAUGGGAGAGGAUCGCCCCACGUGGUGCCGUGUCCCUGCGGAGCCGCGCCCCUUCGCGGUGGUGCCGCCAGUUGGCUGUGCUAGAUAUCCCUACCCGUGGCACAGGCUCCAGACAGAGUUCCAACGGGUCAGCUGUGCCGACGAUCUGAGCCUGCUCUGGGACUCCGUGCUGCGAGGGGUGGACUACGAGCUGGCAGGGCGUUACGACUGUGUGGGUGCUAAGGCCAUGCAGUACAUUGGACGCGAGGGGCCGCCGCAGUUCAAGUGGCAGCACUUGUCAUGGCAGCCGCCACGCAGGCGUACCUACAAGGAGCCGACCGUGCUGGCCUGGGCCACGGCGAAGCGAUGGGCCCAGCACCUUGUGGCGGAGAAGAAGCGGCUGGCGAGGUACAUCGAGCGCCUCAAGCUCUGUGCUGCCGUGUGUGACAUCACGCCGCUGCAGUACACUAAGGUCGUAGUGGCUUUCAACGAG
This is a messenger RNA of Prorocentrum cordatum, 912 nucleotides long. The record is from the annotation of a GenBank genome assembly. Lineage: Eukaryota; Dinophyceae; Prorocentrales; Prorocentraceae.